Messenger RNA from Cornus florida, 1302 nucleotides. RefSeq lists its product as uncharacterized. Bases 1 to 1302 code for a protein of 433 amino acids. Gene Ontology annotation, biological process: DNA integration. Gene Ontology annotation, molecular function: RNA-DNA hybrid ribonuclease activity; nucleic acid binding. The record is from RefSeq and is a predicted model, not a curated record. Lineage: Eukaryota; Viridiplantae; Streptophyta; Magnoliopsida; Cornales; Cornaceae. The transcript has a single exon.
AUGGAACAGUUGGCCUUUGCUUUAAUUGUGUCCGCCAGGAAACUGAGACCAUACUUUCAAGCGCAUACGAUAGUGGUCCUAACAGAUCAACCCCUUCGACAGGUCCUACAUAAGCCACAAAGCUCUGGUCGACUAAUGAAGUGGUCAGUAGAGUUAGGGGAGUUCGACAUUCAGUAUAAGCCAAGAACAGCAGUAAAGGCUCAGGUGUUGGCUGAUUUCUUAGCUGAGUUUACCCCUCCAGAAGAGGAGAAACAACCCCAAUUUUUGACAGAACCAAGUUUAAGUGAGCAGAUGGGCCCAGAAGUAGUCUGGGACUUGUUCGUGGAUGGGUCAUCUACUGCUCAGGCUAGCGGAGCCGGGCUUGUUCUUGUCUCCCCAGAGGGAGAAAAUAUACAGUACGCACUUCGGUUUGGUUUCAAAGCAACCAACAACGAAGCAGAGUACGAAGCCUUGCUAGCAGGAUUAAAAGUGGCAAAUGCCCUAGGGGUUGAGCAAUUAAAGGUGUACACCGACUCCCAGCUGGUCGCUCGACAAGUUCAAGCGGAAUAUGAGGCACGAGACGAGAAGAUGAAGAGUUAUCUACAAAAGGUGAAGGAAUUAAAGAAUCACUUCCAAAGAUUCUCAAUUCAUCAAAUACCACGAGAAGAGAAUGGGAAAGCAGACGCUUUAGCCCGGCUAGCUACUGCAUUAGAACCUGAGAUCAAUAAGAAUAUACCACUGGAAUAUUUGGAUGAACCAUCUAUAUCUCAGGAGAGACAAAUUGAAGUGCAACAAGCGAUAUUGAGUGUGGAAUGGGCAGAUCCUAUCAUCAGAUAUAUCAAGGAUGGGGUGCUACCAACAGACCGAGCAGAAGCUCGAAAGGUCAAGAUACGGGCAGCUAGGUAUACGUUUAUCAAAGGGGUGCUCUACAAGAGAAGCUUCUCCAUGCCGUAUUUACGAUGCAUUUCUAGCGAGGAAGCUGACUACAUUUUGAGGGAGAUCCACCUAGGAGUUUGUGGAAACCAUGCUGGGGGUAGGUCACUUGCAAACAAGGCCAUCCGACAAGGAUACUAUUGGCCCACCAUGCAGAAAGAUGCACUUGACUUCGUUAAAAAGUGCGACAAGUGUCAACGAUUUGCCAACAUCCCGAGACAACCGUCAGAGGAGAUGACUCCCAUGUCAGGACCAUGGCCAUUUGCUCAAUGGGGAAUGGACUUGAUUGGCCCUCUCGUCAAAGGCAAAGGGCAGACUAAGUAUGCCAUUGUUAUGGUUGAUUACUUCACUAAAUGGGUAGAAGCUAAGCCUCUGGCCAAGAUCACAUAG